Tetranychus urticae (two-spotted spider mite) is the source of this 1654-nucleotide messenger RNA. RefSeq lists its product as uncharacterized. The record is from RefSeq and is a predicted model, not a curated record. NCBI's taxonomy places the organism in Eukaryota, Metazoa, Arthropoda, Arachnida, Trombidiformes, Tetranychidae.
CCUUUAACACCAGAGGGAUUCAAGUUGAACCCUAUUUCACCCAGAAAAUCGUGUGGAGCGUAUUUAUCUAUUAUUAUAUAUUUCAAUUUAAAUUGUUUAUCUUUCUUUUGUUGAUUAGUUAAUAUACAUCGAUUAGAUUGGCGACUCAACUAAAUAUUCUACGGUAUUCGCUCAAAUCUAAAUAUUACUUGGCCAAAGAUCAUACAUCUAACAGUAAAUAGAGAAUUUAGACGCAAUGGAUACACCGCGUGAGUAUGUUUUGAAACGCAGAGAUGGAACAAUAGUUGUCAGUAGAUAUGGAUCCAUUGGCGCAGCAAAGCCCGGUCAGUAUCCUUCUGAAGGUAUCGGAAACCCACCCGCUAAACCAGUGCUCAGAUUGCCUCAAGGUUCCUAUGAACUAGAUAAUCUGAAAGCGAGAGUAAUGUCUGGUUUUAAUGACUCCCGGCCCAUCUCACCCGAUUUGGUAAAUUUGUUUCUUUACAAAUUUUUGGAAACCCUCAACGGUAAUCGCCUGUCUGCAGAAUGGACAUCGUUUGGAAUAACUAUUGGACGAGCAGGGCAAACAAUGAAACCCAUGGAUUUAGUCACUGUAGUAUUUGAUUUGCCACAAAUACAGUUUGAUGCUAUGACUAACCCUACUCCUCCGAUGGCAGUUGCCUUACUGGCACUAGGGUCAUUUAGGUUGGAAAGGUGUAAUGGAAGCAAGAAUAAGCUUAUGGAUGAACUGAAAACUCUUUAUGCCCGUCUCUCUGGAGGAACUCCUUUCCCAAAUUUUGAUCAAUUUUAUGGUAUAGCCUUAAGCAAUGACAAAAACUUUCAAAAAAUUUGUGCAGCGGUAGAUAUGUUUGUGGAUAAAUUUGUCAAUACAGAAAUAACUUCUCUACGUUUCGGAACACUCGAUUCAAGAUAUAGGGGGUGUACAGCUCUUGUUUUAACUCGUCAUAUCGAAGAAAAAUUCUUCGGAGGUUCUGCCUGCAUCAAUCGAUGGUCAUUGGCCAAAUCUCUGUUCAACGAGUUCGACAAUUUAACCCAUCCAAAUCAAGAAAUUGACAAGAAUGAUUCAUACAUGCCCUACAUUUUAGAUUUUGGUAUUGUUACAAGAUCUCCUUAUUCUGUCAAGCUAAAUCCCUCCAUUGUUUUGUUAGUUAAUAUUGUCGGGACCUUAAUGCAGCUGCCAAGAUUUUACAAUGCUCAAAUGCUUCUUUGCCCAGGACUCAUGGAUAUUUUGAAAAAUGGGCUUUUUAUUGCCUACGCCAUCGCAAAAUCUGGGAAUUCAGAAUUUGUUGGUUCUGAUAAUAGUAAAAAUCCUGAACCAGUCACUGCAGAUCCGGAUGCAUGGAUUGAUUGGUUUGAACGGUACAACUUCUUGCCAACGAGCGAGAUGAAAAGAUUUGCCAGGAACCGAACUUCAGGAAUCACUUUUGCUCAACAGACUGUCGGAAAAUGGGUGAAUUUUCACUAUCAUCAAUAAAUAGCUAGACAUAUUAAUGGUCUUAAAAAGUUUUAUUUUAGUUUUCGUUAUCGCAUUCGCUUCCAAAGAUCACACACGAAAAAUCUCCCCCAAAAUAAUACAUCAACAUAGUAUUAACACGACAAGUUCAAAAUUAAAUGUUUAAAAUAACUCCAAACAUUUAAUAACAUUAAGAACCAACAG